Messenger RNA from Hordeum vulgare subsp. vulgare (domesticated barley), 1257 nucleotides. Its product is annotated as DNA-binding protein HEXBP-like. Lineage: Eukaryota; Viridiplantae; Streptophyta; Magnoliopsida; Poales; Poaceae. The coding region runs from base 122 to 1000 and encodes 292 amino acids. The transcript has 3 exons. Gene Ontology annotation, molecular function: nucleic acid binding; zinc ion binding. The record is from RefSeq and is a predicted model, not a curated record.
GAAGGAAGGAAGGAAGGGAGGAAGGAAGCAGGGUGAGUUGUGGUGAUUUUGUGGUUUGGACGUGUGGUGAUACAGUUUGGUGGGAGCUUGGAGUCAGGAGAUUUAGAAGGAAGGGUUGACGAUGAGCAGCCGAAGCCCGCCGCCAAGGGACCGCAGGAUGCGUACUGAACGCACCUCGUAUCGUGACGCACCAUACCGGAGAGACAGGGACAGCCGCCGUGGUCCAAGCAGGUCUGCUAGUGAUUUGUGUAACAACUGUAAGCGUCCAGGGCAUUUUGCUAGAGAUUGUCCAAAUGUGUCUGUCUGCCAUGCCUGUGGCCUUCCAGGGCACAUUGCAGCUGAGUGUUCUUCCAAAGAUCUCUGCUGGAACUGCAAAGAGCCUGGGCACAUGGCUAAUGCCUGCCCGAAUGAAGGGAUAUGCCGCAACUGUGGCAAAUCAGGCCACAUUGCAAAAGACUGCACUGCUCCGCCAAUGCUGCCUGGAGAAGUAAAGCUCUGCAACAACUGCUACAAACCAGGGCACAUUGCUGUGGAGUGCACCAACGAGAAGGCCUGCAACAACUGUAGGAAGAGUGGCCAUCUUGCCCGUAACUGCACCAAUGAUCCUGUUUGCAACCUGUGCCAUGUUGCAGGGCAUUUGGCCCGUCAAUGCCCCAAAUCCGACGAAAUCAACGAGAGGGGUGGGCCUCCUCCCUUCCGUGGCGGCGAUGCUCUGUUCCGUGGUGGUGACGCUCUGUUCCGUGGCGGUGACGCUCUGUUCCGUGGCGGCGAUGCUCUGUUCCGUGGUGGCGAUGCUCCCUUCCGUGGUGGCGGCGGUGCUCUCUUCCGUGGUGGCUACAGUGACAUGGUCUGCCGGGCCUGCAACCAGGUUGGCCAUAUGAGCCGUGACUGCAUGGGUGGCGCCUUCAUGAUCUGCAACAACUGUGGUGGUCGUGGUCACAUGGCUUACGAGUGUCCAUCUGGGAGGCUCCUGGACCGGUUCCCUCCACGCCGUUACUGAACGACUACCAAGAGUUCUUCCAGAUGACUGGUCCUUUUGAUCGAUCGUGUUAUGAAUCAUCAUUUUGACAUUCUUCAUGUUUUUGAAUGUCAAGGGAUUAAGUAUUCCAGUUGUUUCUAGCUUUCUGCAACUUGUUACUCUCGUGGUUACUGAAUGGCUUCUAGGGCCUUUUCAGAUCAGACUCCCUUGCGAUCUCCCUGUGUUUUGAAUAAUAACUAUUUUCAUGGAUUAGUGAAUACCAAGUGCUUAUCUGUAAA